CAGAAUUGUGGAAGUGGAGUGACUGACAGGCUAUAAAAGACACGCUAGAGACGCCCCAGUUUGGGCGCCAAGAUGGGGAGACUCCACAAUAUCCUUCUUCUCCUGACGGUCGCUUUCUCCUCGGCUCUUCUCCAUCCUUUGCGGAGCCAGAUCAUUGGAGGCCAAGAAGCCAAGCCCCACUCCCGACCAUACAUCGCCGCCUUGAAAGUAGGGGGUGAUUAUGGUUGCGGUGGAUUCCUGGUGGCGCCCCAAUGGGUCAUGACUGCGGCACAUUGCAGGGACGAUAUCACGGUCGUUUUGGGGGCCCACAACCUUGAUGUCUUCGAGGAGUCCCAGCAAGUGAUCGGGGUCCAGUCAUACCACGAACACCCCGAGUACAACCCCGAGAGCAUUUCGAAUGACAUCCUCCUGCUGAAGCUGGAGUUCAAACCCGUCCUAAACAAAUACGUCCAAAUUGUGCCUUUGCCAAAGUCUGGCAGCGACCUCCCCGCCGGCACCUCCUGCAACAUCGCCGGCUGGGGCCUGAUUGACGAAGGCAGAGCCACUCCCAGGCUCUUUGAGACCGACGUCAACAUCUACAGUCGCAGGAAGUGCCGCAUGGUCUACCCCUGGCUGGACGACGGGAUGAUCUGUGCGGGGAGCCGCAAGCAGCUCCUGGACACAAGCCAGGGGGACUCCGGGGGUCCGAUGGUCUGCAAUGGUGUGGUGCAUGGGAUCGUGUCCUUCGGCUACAGUUCCCCGCCCGGGGUUUACUCUCGCAUUGCGCAUUUCCUGCCGUGGAUCCAGAAGGUCAUGGAAUCGAAUCCUUGAGAAGGUCCCGACUCCAUGUUCCGUCUCCCGCUUGUUCAGACCUAUUUCAGUGCCUCCCCGUCUCCCACUGAGCCUUCCUUUUGAUGAAAUCAUAUCGGAGUCCUAGAGUUGGAGUCCACAUCCGAUCCCUCCCGACAGAUGUCCAUCCAACCUCAUAGUCAUUAGCAAAUUUAUGGGAAAUAGGGAUAUAGAAUCAUAGUGUCCUAGAGUUGGAAUGGGUUCCAAGGGCCGUCUAGUCCAAAUCCAUUCUGUGACAUAGAAAGACACCAUCCGAUCCCUCCUGACAGAUGUCCAUCCAACUUCUGCUUCAAAACCAUCAGAGAAGGGGACUCCACCGGACCCCCAAUUCUGUCCCUUUAACAAACUCCUCGUGUUUCUGUUUCGCACCAUAUUAGAAAUAAAUGUCUUCUGCAGCAAAUAAAA
Messenger RNA from Anolis carolinensis (green anole), 1233 nucleotides. Its product is annotated as cathepsin G. NCBI's taxonomy places the organism in Eukaryota, Metazoa, Chordata, Lepidosauria, Squamata, Anolidae. Gene Ontology annotation, biological process: proteolysis. Gene Ontology annotation, molecular function: serine-type endopeptidase activity. The record is from RefSeq and is a predicted model, not a curated record. The transcript is spliced from 5 exons. The coding region runs from base 73 to 810 and encodes 245 amino acids.